UUAGUUCCUCACCAGACACCAGAAUGUUGUGGCUCAGACAUAGAAGCUGCGAUAAGCUUGUUGGGAGGUUUCUUGGCACCGGAUCCGUAAUCAGAUCUCCCAAUUGGCAUAAAUGGUGACACCAGUAAAAAAAAGAAAAUCCUUUUGGGAAACAAAAGUUUAGAUGUUUUUAUAUAUAACUUAAACGUUAGAGUCGGAGGACAGCUCCUCAGCCUCUGUGUUUUUGAAACAAAAUGAUCAAAAAUUGGGGCGUCAUCGGGGGGAUUGCAGCUGCUGUUGCAGCUGGAGUUUAUGUCUUGUGGGGCCCGAUUACAGUGAAAAAGAAGAGAAAGAAAGGCAUGUCUCCGGGUCUGCUGAAUCUGGGAAACACCUGCUUUUUGAACGCUUUGCUCCAAGGCCUGGCAGCGUGUCCGUCCUUCGUCAGGUGGCUGGAGAAAUUUUCAGGUUUGCCUAGCAUUCAAUCAUGCAAAGACAACCAGCUGUCGACAACGCUGCUGCAGCUACUCAAAGCUCUGAGUAGCGAUGAACCUGGAGAAGAUGUUCUUGACGCUGGUUGCCUCCUUGAUGUACUCAGACUGUAUCGCUGGCACAUCAGUUCUUUUGAAGAGCAGGAUGCUCAUGAGCUUUUUCAUGUCAUCACAUCCUCUCUGGAGGAGGAGCGAGAUCGUCAACCUAAGGUCACACAUUUGUUUGAUGUGCAGUUUCUUGAGAGUUUUCCUAAUCAAGAUGACAAAGCUCUUACCUGCAUAAGCAGAGCCCCCCUUCACCCUUUACCAGGAUCUUGGAAGUUUCAACAUCCUUUUCAUGGCCGGUUAACCAGCAACAUGUCAUGCAAGCGCUGUGAAACGCAAAGUCCAGUGCGGUACGACUCAUUUGAAAGCCUUUCUUUGUCCAUCCUGUUACCUCAGUGGGGUCGCCCAAUCUCACUAGAUCAGUGUCUGCAGCACUUUAUUUCCUCAGAAACCAUCAAAGAAGUGGAAUGUGAAAACUGCACAAAGCUUCAGCAACAUUCAUCGAUAAACGGGCAACUUCUAGAAAGCCAGAGGACGACAUUUGUUAAACAGCUGAGACUAGGAAAGCUCCCUCAGUGCCUUUGCAUCCAUUUACAAAGACUGAUGUGGUCCAAUGAAGGGUCUCCCAUCAAGCGACAGGAGCACGUGCAGUUCUCAGAGUAUCUAUCAAUGGAUCGUUACAAACACGACAGCUCCACACUGAGGACGCAGAGGGUCAGAUGUGCUCCUAAAACCAUCAAAGCGGAAAGUUUUGAUUCCAUAGAAAAGUCCAUGGCUAAUGGGACAGAACAUCAUAACAACAACAAACCUUUUUUGAAUGGAACCUGUUCUUCUAUGUUUCUUGGUUCUGGGGUUAAAAAUCCAUUUGGCCUCACUCAUCACGACAACAGUUCUGCAGAGUACCUUUUCCAGCUGGUGGCUGUUCUGGUUCAUCUCGGCGACAUGCACUCGGGACACUUUGUCACGUAUCGCCGCAGCCCCUCCUCCUCUCGCAGCUCUUCAAACUUCAGCUCCCAGUGGCUUUGGGUGUCGGACGACUCGGUGCGUAAAGCCAGCCUGCAGGAGGCGCUGUCCUCCAACGCUUACAUGCUCUUCUAUGAGAGAGUUCAAAAGCCCGCACUAGGCCAACAGUUGGAGGAAUGACCACAACCGCUGAGCUCGGAGCAGUUACGGUCAUGGGGAAAAAAAACAACUAUCUGCUGGUUGUGAGACUAACUGACUGAGCAGAAAAAAAGCCAUCCUGGACUUUUAGGUGGUUUUGAAGAUCGCAGUUUUUUGUGGUUGGAUAUGCGGCGUUUCUGAUCACAGCAGAAAGCUUUGAGCUCCAAAGAUGAAGAACCUGCAGGAUUUUAUUUGUACCAUACAAACUACUUUCAGUAUAUUGGAUACAGGUGGAGGAGGUCUGUUUAAGAUUUUGGUUUUUGCCUGUAAGUUUUAAUCUCAAAAGCUGCUAAUGGAUGUUUUUUCAAAAGUAAAACAACCUUUUACUGAAGAUUUCCACAGUCGUCUUAACAUUCCAAGAAGUGAUUGUAGACUACAUUUUAAGAAAAAAGGUUGAGUGGCAGUUUUAAAGUGCCAUGUUGUCGUCAAUGCUUGAGAUUUUUAACCCCAGUAAAAAGCCUUUCUUAAAAAGUAGGUUCUAGCUUUUCAGACUCGUAGUGGAGGUUAAAAAUUAUGCAUAAAUACCCUUAAACUAUGGUCCCACAGUUUCCCACAUGUUUUUGAAUUCUGAGGAACCACUAAAUGCUGAACCAACAAUCAAGAGUCCGAUGCCUGCAGUUUGCACAUGUAUUUUUAUGUAAUAUUUCAUGUCUUUGCGUGGUGUUUGAAGAUUGUUUUCAGGUAUAAAAUAAAUAAAGCUGCUUAACUUUA
Oryzias latipes (Japanese medaka) is the source of this 2384-nucleotide messenger RNA. It is a transcript of the gene usp30, whose product is annotated as ubiquitin specific peptidase 30. NCBI's taxonomy places the organism in Eukaryota, Metazoa, Chordata, Actinopteri, Beloniformes, Adrianichthyidae. Gene Ontology annotation, molecular function: cysteine-type deubiquitinase activity. Gene Ontology annotation, biological process: protein deubiquitination. The record is from RefSeq and is a predicted model, not a curated record. Gene Ontology annotation, cellular component: nucleus; cytosol.